Messenger RNA from Rhizophagus irregularis DAOM 181602=DAOM 197198, 303 nucleotides. NCBI's taxonomy places the organism in Eukaryota, Fungi, Glomeromycota, Glomeromycetes, Glomerales, Glomeraceae. The record is from RefSeq and is a predicted model, not a curated record.
AUGAUAAAACACUUCUGGAAUGGUAGUAUAACGGUAUUUGGGAUUAAGAGGCGAUUUGAACAUCGCAAUGUGAAUGACAAAUACUUUCAUUCAAUCCCCGUCUUAGCCGGUGGACCUGGAACUGGAAAGAGCAGAUUUCUUGAUGAAAUCGAAAGAAUUAAUGGAAGCGCUGCCAAUAGUGUAGAUGUAAGAAUUAGAAAAAUUGAUAAAAUUGAUAAUGAGAAAACACUGUUCUCCGAGUUGUAUAUGUUGGAGCAAGAAACAACUUCUAACCCUCUACUGGCCCAUGGUCCUUGGAAUUGA